Messenger RNA from Seriola dumerili (greater amberjack), 954 nucleotides. Its product is annotated as olfactory receptor 10A6-like. The coding region runs from base 1 to 954 and encodes 317 amino acids. The record is from RefSeq and is a predicted model, not a curated record. Gene Ontology annotation, molecular function: olfactory receptor activity; G protein-coupled receptor activity. Gene Ontology annotation, biological process: G protein-coupled receptor signaling pathway. NCBI's taxonomy places the organism in Eukaryota, Metazoa, Chordata, Actinopteri, Carangiformes, Carangidae. Gene Ontology annotation, cellular component: membrane. The transcript is spliced from 2 exons.
AUGGCCACACUCAAAGGCAAAGUCAUGAUAAACUCCACUCGGGUUUCUUAUUUUGAACUUGUUGCGUACUUUGACACAGGGUUUUUGAAGUAUUUAGUUUUCAUGGCUCUUAUGUCUUUAUACAUGAUCAUUGUUUGUGCCAAUCUUUUUCUCAUUGUGGUUAUCUGUCUGAACAGAAGCUUACAUGAACCCAUGUACCUGUUUCUGUGCAGCCUGUUUGUAAAUGAACUGUAUGGUAGUACAGGGUUGUUUCCAUUCCUGCUGGUUCAGAUCCUCUCUGACAUUCACACUGUUUCUGUGCCUUUUUGUUUCCUGCAGAUUUAUUGUGUUCAUUUCUAUGGAAGUGUGGAAUUUUUCACCUUAGGUGUCAUGUCUUAUGACAGGUAUCUUGCUAUCUGUUAUCCACUACAAUAUAACACAUGUAUGACAUCCACUAAGGUUGUAACCCUUACUGCAUUUGCAUGGUUAUACAGUGUAGUUGCAACUGUUGUCAUGAUAUCUCUGAGUGCUCCUUUACAGCUGUGUGAGAACACGAUUCACAAAGUUUACUGUGACAACUACUCUGUUGUCAAACUGUCUUGCUCUGACACGACUGUCAACAACAUCUAUGGACUUGUUUACAUAUUUACCAUAAUAGUUGCUCUUAUGAUUCUAAUUCUUUACACUUACAUGAGGAUUCUCAAAGUGUGUUUUUCUGGCUCUAAACAGACCAGACAGAAAGCUGUCAGCACCUGCACACCUCACCUUGCUUCUCUCCUGAACUUCUCUUUUGGUGCUUUCUUUGAAAUAGUGCAGAGCAGGUUUGAUAUGAGUAAUGUACCCAUUGUGUUGCGUAUUUUUUUAUCACUAUACUGGCUCACGUGCCAGCCGCUCUUCAACCCUUUAAUAUAUGGGCUAAAUGUAUCAAAAAUCCGCAUCAUAUGCAAAAAUCUUACUUUUGGUAAAAAAAUGUAG